This is a messenger RNA of Symsagittifera roscoffensis, 3522 nucleotides long. Its product is annotated as aminopeptidase Q-like. The record is from RefSeq and is a predicted model, not a curated record. NCBI's taxonomy places the organism in Eukaryota, Metazoa, Xenacoelomorpha, Acoela, Convolutidae. Gene Ontology annotation, biological process: peptide catabolic process; proteolysis. Gene Ontology annotation, molecular function: peptide binding; zinc ion binding; metalloaminopeptidase activity. Gene Ontology annotation, cellular component: cytoplasm.
UCAAAGUUAUGGAUACUCAGUGCCUCAUGUUUUGUCUGCAUCAUGGUUCGUCGGCCAACCAAUCGACCCGAGCAUUAAUGAAUGGAACUUCUGAACAAUUAUGAGUAGUAAGUGUCACUGGACCAUUUGAUCUGUUCACUCUUGCUUCAGAUGGUCCAAUCAGGUGCUCUCUAAAAUCAGAAACACUUUGACGAUAUCGAAUCAUAGUAGAUAUUGGGGCAUUCAUUCUGACAUUGUUCUAUCAUUUGUUCUAUCACUUACUAUCAUCCAUCAUCCUACGAGAUCAGAAAAUCUUACUUCACUUGACCGCAAAAAUGCUUCACAAUUUUAAUUUACCAACUUACAAGACUCAUUUUGGCCCUCUUUUAGUACUCAUCUUAUUUUUUACCUGUAAGUUAGACAUUUGUGUCCAGGCAGCUUCAAAGGUAAAAGGCGAGCCAGACUUGAAAAGACUGCCUCUCGAUGUGUUGCCGACAUUUUACGACCUACAUCUCAUUAUCGACUUGAAGACCGAUUCCGACGGAGGAGUUAUUUUAAGAACGAAUGGGUCAGUGAACAUCUCAGUUAUUGUCAGAAAAGAGACCGACCACUUUUACUUGAGUGUUGGUAAGGGACUGAAGAUACACACUGUACAUAUAGAGCUAGACGACCAACAAAUCACCUCUGGAAAACAAGAUGAGAAAGUGGGCGUGAAACAGUUCAAGGUGCGUGAAAAAGAGUUACGGGCAAUGAUUGAGAUGGACCGAGUUCUGAGAAAGGGUGAACGAAUUAUAGUUCGCAUUCAGUUCACACCCAGCACUGCGCGACAGAAAAUGCGCCAAGGACUCUACUACACUCUAGGACUAAAUCCUGAUACCCGAAUAUCAGCGAACACACAUCAUGAGCCGAUCUAUGCAAAGUACGUGUUCCCCUGCUUUGACGAGCCGCUGUUCAAAGCCAUCUUCAAAAUAGCAAUCACCCACCGCCCUGACUUCGAGGCCUACUCCAAUAUGCCCCUUAUGUCACGCACUCCAAUUCAAAUGACACAACUUUCGACACAACACACCCCAACAGACCUCCAAGCAUCAGAAUCAGAACGAGGGGGCAUCGAUACAAGAGAUGAGCAAACGAUAGUGAGAGCAAGGGACGGGGGAUGGAAUGGCACCACGUGGUAUAAUUCUACAAACGAGGAGGGGGAGCAGGGGGAAGAGGGGGAGGAGGGGGAGGAGGUGGAGUGGGUGCGGAGUGAGUUUGGGGCCAGUCCCAAAAUGUCCACCUACUUGGUCGCUUUUACUCUCUUCAACAACAUGACAAAGUUACAGUCCAAUUACACUAGUAUAGAUGGGAGAGUGGUGAACCUAACUUAUCACGUGGAACAUUGGAUGGCGGAGAAUGCAACGCUGGUCCUGGAAAUAAGCGUGAGGAUCUUUGAGUUGCUGGAGAAAUGGUUUCGGAUCCCUUACCCUCUGCCCAAGUGUGACUUCUUCGUCACCUCAAUCCCCGCCUUCGCCAUGGAGAACUGGGGCCUCAUCUCCAUGUCCAACAAACUGUUCGGCUCCCAUAUGUUUGACAAGAUCCACAUCUCCUUGAUAAUCGCACACGAAAUUGCCCACCAGUGGUUUGGGAAUCUGGUGACGCCUACGUGGUGGACUGACUUGUGGUUGAAGGAGGGGUUCGCCUCCUACCUCUCCAUCCUCCUCACCCAACACAUGAACCAAGAGGAGAGGCUGAGCAUUAUGCAUCUGACAGAGAUACUGGGCACUGCGAAGAGAGACACUUUGGACAGAGACUCACUAUCCACAUCCAAAUCUGUCUCCAGGACAAUCAGAACUGAAUCGGACAUAGUGGCAAACUUCGACAAAAUGUUUUCAUACGGGAAGUCAUGUUUCCUAAUUGGGAUGAUCCACAAAACUAUGGUCCAAGUUCAGAACACUCAAACUGAAAACAACAGCAACAAGAUUGGCAGUGAUAGAAGUAAUUUGGCGAGUAUGCCACACCUAAUGGCGGAUUUCGAAACCGACCCCUCCUAUAACUACUCAGAAGACCUGUUCAUUAGGGGGGCAAGAGAAUACCUGCUCAAGUUCAAGUACUCCACCGCCUCCAACUAUGACCUAUGGGCCACACUCUCUCAAAUGGGCACCAUCUUCACUUGUGGUAACGAGGUUGGAGGAGGAGGAGGAGGCGGAGGGGUUGGACCAACCGAGCAUGAGAGGGUAGCAGGAAGUAUUGCUGGGAAUGGACAGGGGGUGUUACCGGUGGAGAGAGUGAUGCAGACUUGGACUGAGGAGUGGGGCUACCCCCUCAUCACUGUUGAGGUGGAUUAUCACUGCACGUGUAUUACGGUGGGACAGAGUCGCUUUGUAACUGACGGAGGGGGUGACCGCACCUCCUUGAACCCGAAGAGGUCAGUGGGAGUGGUUUGGAGUGUGCAGCUGCUGUUCCGCACCAGUCGAGGACACAGAGUCUCCAAAAUGAUACACAGUCACACCCAGGCGUCGUUCAAGUCAUACUACGAGCGCAUCUUGUCCCACUACCCGGAUGAGAGCAAGAGACAGAUUGUCAUGCCCAAUCGGGACCUGCCGUCUCUGCUCCACGAACACCUCAGAUGUGAGCUGAACAGUUCGUCUUACGUGGAGGAAACGAAGAAGAGGUUCGACUCCUAUGUCGCCCGCGGAUUCCCCAACGACGACAGUUUCGUCCACAUACUGACCAUGUGCUACGCUCCCAAGUACUACGGCAUGAACGACUCUGUGUUCGACAAGUUCAUUCACACCCACAACAGUCCCGAACACUUUUAUAAGAUACCAGCGGGAUACUUCACAAACAACAUCACCCAGUUCCGCCUCCUCUUCAACCUCACCACCCAACAGCCCCCCUUCAAUCAAAUGCUCCUCCUGUGGCACCCCACAAGACUCACCGACUGCGGAUACUACGCGGGCGCAGACUUCAUCUACAACUACACUCGGUCCAAUUGGGACACUCUGUGGAAUAAGAUGCCACAGGACGCUGUCAGGGCCUUCUUAGUAGAAAUACACUUCAAGUCACUACCCUACACACAGGAGAAGCUGGAAGACAUGAAGCGGUUCGAGGCCGAGAGAUUUGAGGAGUUGGGAGCUGUGCAGAAUAAGUUCUUGGAUGUGAAGAGCAGACUGCAGAGGUAUGUGAACUGGGCCAACAAGGGAUACCUGCAGAUGAUGAACAAGUGGACUGCGAGGAAACCAGAGAACCAAAUAUGACGACGAAUAUAGGCGCUACUCUGAUACGAUCACGACACUACUACAAGAUCCGAAUAGAAAAUAACGGCUAUUCUCGCGCCAAUAUUUUUCGUGCCAAUCGAAACCUUUGAAACGGAAAAAACAAACUGAUACUUAGUGGCUCCUUUCUUAAAACUUUCAAUAUCCGACUUUUUUUGAUUGGCUUGUAUUUUUUGUCAUUUCAGCCAGGGGCGGAUAUAGGAAUUUCUGGAGCGGAGGGAUUUUUGAAGGUCGACCAAAUUGAUUUUCCGAGCUAUCUCAAAUCACUAAAAAGACUCUGUUUGGGUCA